Messenger RNA from Cylicocyclus nassatus, 2919 nucleotides. NCBI's taxonomy places the organism in Eukaryota, Metazoa, Nematoda, Chromadorea, Rhabditida, Strongylidae. The record is from the annotation of a GenBank genome assembly.
AUGAAACUUGAAACAAAAGCGUUGUGGUUGGAUGGGCAAGUGAUAGUCGGCACAAUGGAUGGUAAUCGCAUCUGGAAUAAAGAGCUCUCCGCAAAUGUUGCGGCCUGUGAAUGGUCACCGAAUGGAAAUUUGCUUCUGUUUGGCAUGGCAGAUGGAGAGGUUCACACCUAUGAUGCUCAAGGAACUUUCAUAGAAAAACUGCACAUGGUGGCUCUCGAAAACGUAGAGCUUGAGACAGCACUAGCAAAAGAUUUGCGCAAGGACAACAUUAUCGCCUUGAAGUGGUUUGCACCCGUACAGAAAAGCCGAAUCGCUGAUAAUGACUCACCCGUCAUGCCUCGUCUACCAAGAUACCAAUCGCUUGAUCUCCCUUUCGUAUCUGACCAAAGACCCGAUCAGAAGCCUAAACUCUUGAUUGCAUAUGCUCAUGGUGUCGUACAACUGAUGAGAAAUGAAAAUGAUGUCUCCCCAAUCGUAGCUCGAUUUCCCCAACUAACAAUGACUUGUGCUCGUUGGUGCCCAAAUGGAAAUUUCUUUGCUGUGACUGGACAACAACUCGAUAUGCCUGUGCAGGAAAGCUUUGUUGUACAUGUGGUUACUGCAUAUGGCGUGAAACUGUCUUCGCUAAAACUGCACACAUCAUCACUGACUGGAUGCUCAUGGGAUCCAACUGGCGUAAAACUUGCUUUAUCGGCAGAAAAUCUAAUUUGGUUCGCGAAUGUUCGACCGAGAUACAAAUGGGGGUAUUGCGGUAAUACCGUCGUUUACUCUUAUGAAAGAGCAGAACGAGGUGAUUACCGUGUCGUAUUCUACGAGACGAAGCUCGACGAAUCGUAUUCAAAGCCGGUUAGACAACUUGAGCAAAUCGCUGCCAGUAAUGAUUACUGUGUAAUCGCAAGUCAUCCAGAAGAUUCGAUGGGAAAGUGUCUUCUACAACUCUGUAACAAUAUUGGUACCUGCAUCGACCUCAAGUAUGUCGAAGUUGAUCCCGUCAGUGUUUCUCUCAACAACUGGGUAGCUGUCGUGGCUGGCGGCGAUUCCUACUUCAUCUGGCACUUCUCUGUGCCACAUAAGACUGCUCUUCCAAGGCAAGCUGGCCACACAAACGAGGAUAGGGUGCAUAAGCUAGACGAUGCUGCGCUAGCAAAGGAUGUGAUUGGAAGGAGAAAGUAUUGUGAUUCCGGCAAUGUUUACAAGGUUUCGUUACAUGAUGGAUCCAUACAAGAACGAUAUAUUUUCAUACCAAAUGUUACAAAAAUGGAGCUGAAUACCUCAUGUAAAAAACUGGCAGCAGUCGACACAAACAAUCUUCUGCAAGUUUUUGAAGUUGGUGAAAACGCAUUCGACAAAAUAAGCGGCAUGGAUGUCAGAGAAGUUGCUGACUUUAAAUGGGAUGAGGAACAAGAUGAUUCUAUUGCAUAUCUUUCCAAGCAGAAACUUGUUGUCUUACGAGGAAAAGAAGCUGAGGAGGGAAUUACAUGUGAAGGAUACAUUUGUUCAUUCCGAGGAUUAGUGGUUCGCACCGUUCUGCUGGAUAAUUUUCUCUUGCACAAGGCCAAAGCUGACGGGAGAUUCAUAAUUGAUGUCGAAAUCAAGUCUCUUCGCGAUGCAAAACAACUCUUGGAACGUCUGAAAAUCGAAGAAGCAACCGAAUUCAUUGGCAAAAAUCCACACCCGCGUCUUUGGAGUCUACUUGCCGAAGUUGCGCUAUUAAAAGUGGAUAUACCAACCGCUGAAUACGCUUACGUAGCGGAUUACGCUUCUGCAAGAGGAUUGUGGAGAUUCAGAGACUUGGCUAUCGCUAUGCAUAAGAAAACUGAGGAAUGGUUACGUGUGCUGAGACUGACAAGCACAAUUCAGGGUGGUUCUAGCGACAAAGGAAAGACUGAAGCACUACUGAAAGUGGCUGACUAUCAUAGAGACAGGCAGCGAUGGAAAGAAGCUGCCGAUCAUUAUGCCCUCGCAAAAAAGCUCGAAGAACUCGUAGUUUGUUACAUUCAUUUAGAUGACUUCGCUAGUCUUGAAAAUCUUGCCCGUCAGUUGCCAGAUAAUCACCCUCUUCUCGCGACAAUCGCUGAGCUAUUCGCUUCAUCAGGACUUUGUGAGCAAGCUGUGCAAUGUUUUCUUCGAUGUGAUCAGGUUUCAAACGCUCUCCAAACUUGUAUUCAACUCAAUAAUUGGGAUAAGAUGGCAGAAGACGAACGCAAGAAAGCAGCUCCUUGUCUUCGUCUCAAAAAGAUGUACAUCUUGGCAGCGCUUCUGAUUGAGGAAUACCACCAAAACUAUAAGGAGCGACUAUCGAAGGAACAAGGCGAAGGAGGAUCGAAGACUACAGCCGUGCUGAACGAGCUCCUAGAAGAGGAUGACAAUCUUUCCAUGGAAGAUUCACGAAUGAUUGAUAAUGCAUGGAAAGCGGCACAAGCGUACCAUUUUCUUAUGUUAGCUCAACGCCAGCUGUACGAAGGUAAUCAUGCCGCAGCUAUGAAAACAAGCUUGUAUUUAACAGAGUUUGAAGCGUACAUAGACCCCAUGGAGAUAUAUUCGCUACUGGCCUUAUCGUCUUGUGCAUGCCGCAACUUCUCCAUUUGCAGCCGCGCAUUUAUGAAGCUGGAGUCACUCACCGAUCCACAAUCGGAGGAAAGGAAAAGAUAUCAGAAACUCGCUUUGCAGCUUUUUCGAAGAUUUCCUCCUACAGAACCGCAAGCCAAAUUGGUGAAUUGCACUGGAUGUGAUAAAAGUGUGGCCGACUAUGAGCACUCAUGCUCUCACUGCAACACGAAAUUCCCGGUAUGCAUAGUGAGUGGAAGGCCGAUGUUUGCGUAUCAGUUCUGGUUAUGUCCAACAUGCAAACAACGAGCUUAUGAGGAAGAAAUUAGAAAUCACAAGUUUUGUCCUCUGUGCCACACUGCAAUAGCAUAA